Molecule: messenger RNA, 719 nt
Organism: Verticillium alfalfae VaMs.102
Lineage: Eukaryota; Fungi; Ascomycota; Sordariomycetes; Glomerellales; Plectosphaerellaceae
Exons: 2
Coding region: 262-441 (59 amino acids)
Source: RefSeq, a predicted model, not a curated record
GCAGCUUUAUGGGGCAGCAUGACGCUGUGUUGGGAAGAGAAAAAUUGCCUUAUCUAAAUUCAUCAAGAGGGAGACAGAAUAACUUAAAUCGUGAAAACACCCUGUCGGUUGUCCUCACGCACGAGAAGGACGGCUCCUGGUCAGACAACCACAUAUAACGCCCAAAGCGUCCUCACCCUCGGUACGAAACCGCCCAAGCGAAUAACGUCUGCGGCCAUGUCUCAGGAAUCAUCAACAUACUGCAGAAACCGAAUUGACAGCAUGCCAGUCCAAGGGACCUUGUCGACGCGGGCUACCAGUCCAGAUCGCUUGUUCCGAGCACUCAGGAACAAGCUUGGGCCUGGGGGAUUCGCCGUUGAGGUUCGCCACGACAAGUACAACAUCAGAGCUGCAACACCGCUUGAGAUCAGUUGCGAAGGGCAUAACCCGAUCAUUAGCUGAGGGAUAGAAGACGGCAGUAUGCACACCCAUCACCUCUAGAAUUUGGCCUUUGAGAUCAUUUGUUUUUUUGGUGUUUAUCGGUAAAGAUGAAGGUCCCUGUUGCUGUGCUCUAGAUCCUUUGUUUUUCAUGGCUUCGGGGAAGAAGGAAAGAUUGGGGGCAGGGGUUGACUUAUGGCACGAGAGAUUGCGCGUGACAGGAAUCCACUAACAGCCAAGAAGAAUGAUAAAGAUAUUGUUCAGCAGUGUCCCAAGCAGUCAAUUUAGCACAGCUUGCAAAU